CUGUGCUUUCAUUUUACCACAUCAAUUGAGGUUGCCCAAUCAAUCGGCUCGUAUUUGCUGUCAUAAAUGACGUAGCUUCUUCAUGAUGGCCAGCACCUUUUGAUGAGGCUCAGCUGUACACAGCAGCUUUGGAGUUGACCAUUAAAUACCCAAAUUUACACUAUUACUCAUGUUCACCCUCGCCCUCAACAAAGGUGGAUCGUACAUAACGACAUCUAUUCCUUAGCCAAAAUUUUCCAUUGCCUCAAUUUGUAUUUUGCACAGCUUAGCCUUAGACUCUCCAGCAUAUCCCAACAACGAUGGAUGUGGUAUCAAGCUACAGCUUUGCCUCUUGCGGCUGGCAUUUAGUCCAAGCCAUUCCCCUGAUCAUAUGGCCUCAAGCUAUCAAUGGCCUUUUGACCAUUGAUGGCCAGGGCAUGCGCCCACCAAAUGAUAUCGAGAACUAUUUCGCACGCUCCUUGGGCUUUGCCCAGAUAGCACUUGGACUUGUGACGGUUGUCUUGACAGGUUCCCUGCCACUCAAUUCUCUGGUUGAGAACGCAUCCGACUCAAUCUCCCCAUACGCAGCCGCAGUGCUGCUCAUCACGAUGCUCCAUCAUGGCUUCACUGCAUUCUACGGCUGGACGAAAUACAAUAGCACAGACCAAACGGGCUUCCUGCUCGGCUUCAUCGGCAGUGUGACAAUGGCUGUCUUCGGUCUUUGGUGUCUGAUGUUUGGAGGUGAUAAGGCUCGAAUUAGCAAGAGAACUGGGGCGGAUAAGCGGACGAGUGGCUUUCCUUUCGCCAAUGCAGAGGCCGGGAAGAGAAAGGCGAAAAAGACAUUGUAGAUAUGCCAGAGCAAGGACAACGCAUUUCAUCACUCUUUUGGGUAUGUACACUGCUCUAUUACCAUAAAAACACGCCUGAUUCUAGCAAUUC
Pseudomassariella vexata is the source of this 918-nucleotide messenger RNA. RefSeq lists its product as uncharacterized. The record is from RefSeq and is a predicted model, not a curated record. NCBI's taxonomy places the organism in Eukaryota, Fungi, Ascomycota, Sordariomycetes, Amphisphaeriales, Pseudomassariaceae. The transcript has 3 exons. Bases 300 to 827 code for a protein of 175 amino acids.